Molecule: messenger RNA, 1209 nt
Organism: Agrilus planipennis (emerald ash borer)
Lineage: Eukaryota; Metazoa; Arthropoda; Insecta; Coleoptera; Buprestidae
Exons: 2
Coding region: 196-1050 (284 amino acids)
Cellular component (GO): mitochondrion
Source: RefSeq, a predicted model, not a curated record
UUUUAUUUUGUUAUGGUUUGUGGGUUUUGUUGUCAGAAUCUAAGGAUCAAAUGAUCUCAGAUACGAUGGGUUAGAAAUGUGCAUAGAUAAUGGAAAUGUGCCAUAAUUUUUUACUAUUUUAUACAUUUUCUACAUGAAUAAUUAUAAUUUAGUGGCUGUAAUUGCUAAAAAAGAAGCAGUGUAAUUACUUUAAUAAUGGCAAGUAUAUGUGCUCGACGUUUGUGUCAGAGAAAACUAUCGUUGGCUAUCCGUCAACAUAAACUAUUAAUGAAAGUAUCACGUUUAAAUAAAUUUCAUUUUUAUGCGAACAACGAAAUUUAUGGCAGCAAUUGGCGAAUGUCACAGGUAUCUUUAUCGUCACCGUUAUUAACGAGAUCUCUCUCAGAACAGAAGAAAGAAUCUAAUCAAGGCAAAGAUUUACAUCCCAAACAAAAAACUACUUUAUUUCAACGAUUUAAGCAAAUGUAUAGAGAUUACUGGUAUGUUCUCGUACCUGUCCACUUAGUUACAUCUGCUGCAUGGUUUGGAGGGUUUUACUAUUUAGCAAAGAGUGGUGUAGAUGUAGUAGCUAUCUUGGAAAGCAUGCACAUCAGUGAAAGAAUAGUUAAUCCUUUAAGAGAUUCAAGUUUAGGAUACAUAGCUGUAUCUUAUGCACUAUAUAAGAUUGCUACACCUUUGAGGUAUACUGUGACAUUAGGUGGCACUACCAUUUCUAUUAAAUUUUUAAAAGAGUGGGGGUAUAUUAAACCAGUUCCAAGUAAAGAGCAACUUAAAGAAAUGUAUAAAGAAAAAAAAGAUUCAUUAAUAAUAACAGUAAGAGAAAAAAGAGAUGAAUUAGUUCAGAAGAAAGAUCAACUUAAAGAUAAAAAAGAUGCUUUUGUUGAUAAUCUUGAAACAAACUUAAAAAAAAAAAUUAAAGAAUCAGCAGGUGACAUUACCAAUAAAAAAUUGUUUGGUCACUUGGAGAAAAAUAUUAAACAAUCUGGGGAUGAUAAACAUACCACAAGAGAGGAUUUUUCAAGUGAAAUAUCUAAAAACCGUAAGAACUAAUAGAUUUUGUAAUGAUUUGCUAGCCUGUGACAUUAUCGUUUUAGGAUGAAUUAAUAUUUUUUAAAAGAUGUAAUAACCACUGUAAAUUUCCACAUUUUAUGGAUGUAAGUGUACAGAUGUUUUUUGUAGUGAAUAAAAUUCUUAUUAUUUUUUGUUUAA